Messenger RNA from Triticum dicoccoides, 579 nucleotides. Its product is annotated as ubiquitin recognition factor in ER-associated degradation protein 1-like. Gene Ontology annotation, cellular component: VCP-NPL4-UFD1 AAA ATPase complex. NCBI's taxonomy places the organism in Eukaryota, Viridiplantae, Streptophyta, Magnoliopsida, Poales, Poaceae. Gene Ontology annotation, biological process: ERAD pathway; ubiquitin-dependent protein catabolic process. Gene Ontology annotation, molecular function: polyubiquitin modification-dependent protein binding. The record is from RefSeq and is a predicted model, not a curated record. The coding region runs from base 1 to 579 and encodes 192 amino acids. The transcript has a single exon.
AUGGCCCUCCUCGGCAACGCGGGCGCCGACGACGGCAACUGGGUCAUCCUGCCGGCGUCGGCGCUGGACCGGAUCUUGUCGGUGGGGCUGGGGUACCCGAUGCUCUUCCGCGUCCAGAACGCCGCCACCCUCGAGGCCUCCCACUGCGGCGUGCUCGAGUUCGGCUGCGAGGAGGGGUUGCUCGACGUCGUCGAGGCCACGCCCGCCGACGCCGUCUCCACCCUCGACACCGACUGCGAGGUCGACUUCGCGACGCCGCUCGACUACGUGGAGCCGCCGGUUGCUCCCGCGCCGGUGAAGGUCGCCGCCGCCCCAUGCCAGGACUGCGCCCACGGCGGCGAGCGGCGGUUCGCCGGCGUCGGGAUAAGGAUGGACGGGAAGCCCGUGGAGCAGACGCCGCCCCCUGCGCCGGCGCCGGCGCCGGGAUCUUCGGGCAAGGGGAAGAGUGCUAGUGAGAAUGUGCUUCGGUUCUUCAGCGGCCGCCGCUUGCCGCUCCCUGGCGCCAAGUCGGCGAAGAAGGUGGACGGCGAGGAGGACAAGGAUGCCAAACGGUUCGCCGGCCAGAAGUAUACCCUCUAG